AUGUCGUCGCCGUUUGUGAUAGUAUUUGCUGCAGGUAUGCACAUCAUCAUUCGGAAACUCACACUCACACAUCCCCCCAAAACUAAACAGAGACAAAUCAUCGUCACAGGCCAAGAUGAAGUAAACCAACAAAUCGCCCGCCAGUUCGCGCCCCAUCACCCCAUCGCACUCCUCUGCCCGCCAAGCCACAACCUCAAGGCCGCCGUCAGCGCCGCCCACGCCGCCGGAGGCGAAGCCGUCCUCUUUGAGACUGACUUGUCCUCUGUCGAGUCCGUCAAAGCCUCCGUUGCCUCUGCAAGCGCCCAGUUUGGCAAGCAGUGCGCGGCCGCCAUCUUCCAGGUCCGCGCCGAGCCCGCCGACGUGCCGUUUCUCGAGCAGCCGACGGCGCAGUUUCGCGCCGCCACGACGACGCAGAUUGCAAGCGCCUACGCCUUCUCGCAGGCCGUGAUGCCGCUGCUGACCUACGGAGGCGGCAACGCCGAAUUUCCCGCGACGCUGGCGUUUGUUGGAAGCGCUGGCGCUUCGAGGAGCGACAAGAUUGUGGAAAAUGCGCUCGUCGCGCUGAGCCGCAGUCUCGGGAGGGAGUAUGGAAAAAAGUAUAUUCAUGUUGCCCACGUCAAAUUCAACAAGGGCGCCGUGGUGGGGAGCAAGACGCUGAAUACAGGCGCGGACGGGGGCGCGCGUGUCGCUGAGACGCUCUGGCAUCUAUACACGCAGCCAUUUAAUUGCUUCGCUAAUGAACUCAUCAUCUAA
Molecule: messenger RNA, 753 nt
Organism: Beauveria bassiana ARSEF 2860
Lineage: Eukaryota; Fungi; Ascomycota; Sordariomycetes; Hypocreales; Cordycipitaceae
Product: oxidoreductase-like protein
Exons: 1
Coding region: 1-753 (250 amino acids)
Source: RefSeq, a predicted model, not a curated record